AUGGCAACAUCCUAUACAUGGCGUGGAAUCUGCAUGAGCCUGCAAAUACCAGAAGACGACAUUGUGGACGAUACGACAGUGGCAGCUGGCACCGCCACCUCUGGCACUCUGUCCGUGCCCAUCGGAGACUUGAUGCUGCAAGCCUCCGUCACUGAUGUCACCUUCGUCAAUGGACCCACCUUCACCGACCUCUCCCUCUCCGUAGAGAAACCUGGUUCCUUCAUUGUCGACUAUGAUGUCCCAAGAAAGGAUAUUCAAUUUCAGUUCAUGAACACAGUGAAAGUUUUAGACAAACCAUUGAAUCUUACUUAUACGCAUGCAGAGGGUAAAACUUGGACCAUGUUGGAUGGGACAUUAGUGCUCAAUUCAGCUAAUAAAGGGACUACAAUUGAGCCAGGCUAUGAUUUUGGAAUGAAUUCUUGGAACAUUGCAGCGUCGCAGAGGUUUUUCACUGGUAAUUUGUUAAGAGUUUCUUAUGAGAAUUGGAGAAAUGAGUUGGGAUUGGAGUGGUUGCGUGAUUCCAUGUCUAAGGGAGCAUAUAAGCAGACCAGGUUGACUGAUGUCCAGAUAGCGACUCGACAAAUAGCAAUGUCUUUGUCUGGAAUAUCUCAACCUCUUACAUCAAAGAUUGAUAAGUGUGACACGCAGACUCUAUACUGCAAUAGGUUUGGAUCACUUGCUUCUAGGGUUGGAGACAUGGUCUACGAGCAAGAGUAG
Messenger RNA from Dovyalis caffra, 717 nucleotides. The record is from the annotation of a GenBank genome assembly. NCBI's taxonomy places the organism in Eukaryota, Viridiplantae, Streptophyta, Magnoliopsida, Malpighiales, Salicaceae.